Molecule: messenger RNA, 2694 nt
Organism: Nymphaea colorata (pocket water lily)
Lineage: Eukaryota; Viridiplantae; Streptophyta; Magnoliopsida; Nymphaeales; Nymphaeaceae
Exons: 7
Coding region: 1005-2327 (440 amino acids)
Source: RefSeq, a predicted model, not a curated record
UCCAAUCUCUCUCUCUCCUUGUCUUCAAUUCUCGCUUAUUUUAUUUUUUAUUUUAAAAAGGAGGAAAAUAAUAGAGAAGGAAGGAGAGGUGUUUUCUCUUUGGCAACUCGUCGGCCGUCGCUUGUUCCUUUCUCCCCCACCCCCUCACUUCCUCAAACCCUAAGAGAGAGAAAUAAGAGAGAGUCGUUGCGCGGUGAGACGCGGUCUCUCGCUGAGGGUUGGGAGCGAUGUUUAUAGGUUGGGUCUUUUUGUUCUCCAGUAGAAUUAUUGAUCUUCUCCUGGAGCCACGAUCUCUCCAGAUAGGCCGAGGCAGUUUUUGGGCGAUUUUUUUUUGACGAUCUUCUCGGAAAAUGUUAGGGCUUCAAUAAUCGACGGGGAGUUUCGCAUGGAACGUGGUAGGUGUUAUUUCCGUGGCCUUUUUGGAUUUAGGACCAGAAAUUUGGGGUUUUGAUCUAAACAAAAAAUAGACGCAGGUUUCAGCAGGAAAAGAAAUUUCCGGUUUAUUGGCGUGCGCGGAGGCCUUAUAUCUUGCCCUUUGUCGUUGACAAUGCCUUCUGGGUGGCCCGUCUCCAUGAUGCCAUGGGGGCUGGCACUGCCGGUCCUAAGUUUGGGGUCUUAGAUCAUAAGUGGGAGGUCGGUGGUGUUUGUAUGAGCACUAAAAUUGGGGAUUUUCAUGUUUGGUAUUGAGGAUAACACUUGUUGAGGUGCAUCUUCGAACUUGGAAUUUUCUAUUUGUGUAAAGUAUGUACGCAAGUGGCCGCUGGGUUACCUUCAAUUUCCUCCCUUUGGAGAUGCUUGUGGAAGAGUUCCAUUCAUGACCGCAUACUAAGUAGCUGUCAAUUUUACGAAAGUUGGCUAGUGCUGGACGAGGCUGCAUUAGUUGUUGGAGAUGGUGGUUCUGUAGAGGGAAUGGCCUUCUGGUACUACUCGUCCUGAGGAUUUUCCUUGUUAGGGAAGUCUUGGUUUUCCUAUGAUCAGAGCACACUAUUUUGUAAUUAGCAAACAUGGGUUCAGUUUGUUGCAUUGCUGCAAGAGAUAAAACCAGUCCACAUGGUAGAAAUACUGGAUCCUCUGUUUGCCAUGGAUACUCACAUAGGAAUGCCAUAUAUUCACCCUCUUGGAGCUUCCGAUGGGAUGGUAGAUCACAUGUGGAGAAUAGCCUGGAUAGUUCUGUACAUCACCAUCGAGAUUUCUCCUUAAGCAAUAGCAGGAAUACUGGUGGUGAAAGUAAGGGUGGCUUUGCUGGAGACACGCUGUCCAAUGGUGGAAGCCCAAUGGAAAGUUUUCAAACACCUACCUGGCCUAAAUCUCCAGUUUUUUCUGAUGCUGUAGAGGAAUUUGUUCCAUGUGGUUUAGAUUUGCGUUCAAGUCCAUCUACAUCAAAUAAGACCACCAAUGAGGUGAAGGAAUGUGCAAAGUCAUCAACAGUUGAUGACACGUUAGAGUUGAAUGUUGUACCUUCAUUAACAGCUAAGAACGACCCCUCGUCAUCUCAUGGCCCAGCUUUUGCUUUGACGCCUUCAAGAAAAACACGGCGGUCACCUGGCCACCCACUCUCUAGGCAAAUAUCAGACAGUCGGAUUAUGGCUUUCAAGUCAUUUGAGAGCUCUGCUUCAGAAGGAAGACAAUCAUUCGUUUUGUCUGUUUGUAGCAACGAGCCGACAUUGGGAUCACAGGGAGGCUCUUCCGAUGGAUGGUCGAUGCGCACAUUCUCUGAGCUUGUUGCUUCUUCUCAAAAAGAAAGGUGGUCUUUUGAUAGCGAGAACUUGAGUUCUAAUCAUGGAAAGAUAACAAGAUCCAACAGCAUGCAGUUCUCUUCUGCUUCCGUGGAAACACAAACAUGCGGACUCUGCUUGAAGAACUUGGUUGAUAGAGCUCCUUGGGUACUAAAUGGGUAUGAGAUCUCCACAGUCGCUGUUCUGGUCUGUGGACAUGUAUACCAUGCCGAGUGUCUGGAAAGCACAACACAAGAGCCUGAUAGGUAUGACCCUCGGUGUCCUAUCUGCACAUCAAGCGAGAAGUCGCACUUUAAGAUGUCACCAGGAAUAGCAUUGAGGGUUGGAUUAGAUUUAAGGGGAAGAAACAAGCUCUCAAGAAUUGCCGUUGCAGAUAGUGAUAUUGAACGGGGCGCCUUCUCUGGGCCUAUCAAAGUCUCGAGGCGCGAUGGUAAGGGCCCAAAGAUGGCUGCAAGCUCCAGCACAAAGGGUUCGUUUGCAAAGCCAUUUUUGAAAAGGCAUUUUUCUAUCGGCUCUAGACCAUCUCGGUCCCUAUCGGUGAAUGAUUCUGCACGGAGGAAGGGUUUCUGGGCAAGGUAUUUCAAGGAAUAAUCUUCUCCCAUCAACAACAGAUUGCUGAAAAAGCUCUCUUUUACACAUUGCUGUAGUUCAUAUAUAAAUAUGUUGGAAAAAUAUCUUUCUGCGUUGAUAAUAAAUGCAGUGAUAUACACCUCCAAUGUCUGUCAACUCUAGAAAUCUAAUAGUUGAAAGCUCAUUUGUUCUGAAAAAGUUGGGCUCUUGGCACCCUUGCUUGGAUAUUCAAGCUUAUGGGAAUCUGCCUUCCUGUAUAUUCAUUCCUUAACUAGACUGUACGCCUUCUUCUACGAGAUUGCAUACCUCGAGUCCAUGUUUGGCAAUGUUUUGUAACCAACAAUCAUAUGGUAAUGCAAUUCUUUUGGCAAUGGUUUGUGACCGACAA